GGGAGAGGAGCCGCGAUGUUUGGAUUACCACAACUGUGCCGUUAUUCUGAGAAUUAUUUUCACAGGAAUGCGGUGGAUGCUAUAACAAUAACAAGAUUAGGUUGAAAAAGUGAAGGAGAAAUUAAGAAACAGAUUUUCAAACAGAUUGAGAGCCGAAGUGGAGAAAGUGUGACAGAGCGGGAUUCCGUUUCAAAAGAAGGGUGAGAGGGGGCGACCAUGCACCGCGCGUUCUCCUUUCCAAUGACUGCGGAGCGCUGUCGGAACAAGGAGCGCCUGGAAGCGAGUCUCGCCGGACUGUGCGAGCUGGAGUUGCUCAAGCAGAGGCAGGAGUGUCUGGUUCUUGGCGCUUUGUCCCUUGGGGACACCGACCCGGGGCACCCCGCCUGGGGUGACCUCCAGCCACCCCUCUCCGCCCCCACGGGCCCCAGCCGCGUGCAAGAAGACUUGACUUUGAGACGCCAGCUGAACAGCCUGCAGAGCCCGCCCUGGGGCCUGAUGGCGGCGCUGGCCCAGCUGGUGGGGGACCUGAGAGUGGACCUGGAGCCCGGCGGGGCCCAGCCCCAGGGCGACCCGGCAGAGAGCCGGUCCAGCUCAGGGUUUUACGAGCUGAGUGCGGGCCAGCCCCUGGUGACCGUGUCCGACCCCUCUGUGUUCGGGGACCUCUCCUCCAGCAGCCUGGGGGAGGGCAGGGUGCCCUGCGUGGGAGAGAGACCCAAGUCUAUCAGCGACAUCUUCAUGGCCAGGCGUGACGGGCUGCUGGAGCCCUGCCCGCGGCCGGCGGUUCCCCGGUCCUUCUCCGCCCCGUACGCAUCUCUGGAGGGCAUCGCGGAGGGGGUGGGGGAGGAGGACCCGUGCGCCUGGGGCUCUGAGUACCUGUCCCCCGGGCUGGAGGAGAGCCCCACGGCGGAGGACUUCCAGGAGGCCCUGCGGGUGGAGGGCUACAUCCUGGGCCUGAUCCAGCGGCGCGUCCUUCCCACCCGGCCCAGCAAGCCGCGCACCACCCUGGGGCCAGAGAGCCGCGGCGUGGCCCGGCAGAGCAGCCUGCGCCGCAAGGAGGGCCCCGAGAGCCGCAACGCCUCCCCCGGCCUGCCGGGACUCGACAGCCCGUCCUGGGCCUUCCAGGGCCUGGAGGAGGAGCGGGGCGGCGGGGCCGAGGACUGCCUGCCCCCUCGGUACCCCCUCCCCCGGCCCGCCGCGCUGGACUACCCCUGCCGGGGCGCGGAGCCCAGCAGCAGCGAGCCCGAUUCGCCCCAGCGCAGCGCAGACUCCCCGCGCACUCCGUCGCCCGGCGACCAGCUGGUGAGCGCCCACUACAUCCCCGCCCAGCCCUGCCGGGCCGCGCCCUGCCGCGCCCCGCCCGCCCACCUCCUCCGCCCCGCCCACCGGCCCCCGGCCCCCGCCAAGCCCCAGCGGACUCCCUACUCCCCGGAGCGGGCCCCUCCCGCCAGCCGCUCCCGGGCCCCGCCCAGGAAGUGCCGGGGCGGCGAGGCGGACAGCCCCGGCCCCAGGAAGGCGGGCCGGCGGGCGGGGCGCUCGCAGUCGGAGAACAGCCUGCUGGGACAGCGGGCCGGCGAGCGCAAGUACAGCACGGUGGAGCGGGACGCGGGGCGGGGCUGCCAGGCCCGGCCGCGGAGGCCACAGCCGGGGAGUCUGGGAUACCGCCGCUGGCGCUCCACCCAGGAGCUGAGCCAGGACGAGGGGGAGCCGGCCGGGGAGCAGGCCUCCCGGCGCCCGCGGAAGCCCCGCCCGCCCCCGCCGCCCUACCCGUACCCCUACGCCCCGCACCCCCACUACCGCCACGGGGACGGCGGGGAGGCGCCGCCCUGCCGGCCGGAGGAGGCGUACGGCGCGCCCCCCGCGGGCGAGUCGGAGAGCAGCCUGAGCGAGGCCGACUCCCGGGGCUCCAGCUCCCUCUCCACCGACUCGGACGAGAGCGGAGGGCUGGUCUGGCCCCAGCAGCUGCCCCCUCAGCUCAACGCCGCCGCCUCGCCCCCCAAUCCGCCCGGCGGCCCCGCCCAGCCCAAGGCCUUCGUCAAGAUCAAGGCCUCCCACGCCCUGAAGAAGAAGAUCCUGAGGUUCCGCACCGGUUCCCUCAAAGUCAUGACGACGGUCUGAAGUCACCCUGACUGCCCUGUCCUGAAGGCCACCGUGCCUACAACUACCAUCAUCCUCCGCUCAUCCCCACUUCAGAUUGAAUCCUCUAACGGGGGGUGGACCAAAAACUCUCAUCUGAAAUGCCCCUUCUUCUACCUUCUGCUGCAGUUACGUGAUGUCAAACGUAUGGCAUUAUUCAGGGUCCUACUGUCCUUAACACUGUCCUCGCAGACAAAUUCUAAUGAUGCACUGCAUGGAUAACACAUAGGAAGCUGCCCCAUCAUUUUCUUUUAAUUAAGAUUCACGGGAAGAACGUUCAUUUGUCAAGCUUGACUUGACUAUUCACGAGUGUGUCUCGCAAUGUUCAUGCACACGUAUUGCUAACAGCUUGGCGAGGUUCCUGGCUUGUGCCUCAGUCUCUCUAAAGGUACCCACCCCCACAAUCCUAAUAAACAACGUAGGCCCGUAUUCACAUUGAUUUGAUCGGUGCAGCGGUGAAAAGGAACCCCCGGCGUAUUUGCGCUUAAACAGAAAGCCUCCUGAAGACUUGGGCACCCCGGCCGAGUGACGGCACUGCCGGCGCCCCAGAGAGAACGCUCUGCAUUCGAUCUCCUCCCAGCAUGCAACGGGGCGAGUGGUCCUGUGCGUUCCGGUGUGUCGCCACACCUGUAGAUCCCAGUACGUAACUGCCUGUGGCCUUGUAUUUGUGAAUGAAUGUAUCCUGUAAAUAAAGAGAUGUUACCUCA
Molecule: messenger RNA, 2840 nt
Organism: Conger conger (European conger)
Lineage: Eukaryota; Metazoa; Chordata; Actinopteri; Anguilliformes; Congridae
Product: dapper homolog 3-like
Biological process (GO): negative regulation of canonical Wnt signaling pathway
Cellular component (GO): cytoplasm
Source: RefSeq, a predicted model, not a curated record